Molecule: messenger RNA, 1459 nt
Organism: Cynoglossus semilaevis (tongue sole)
Lineage: Eukaryota; Metazoa; Chordata; Actinopteri; Pleuronectiformes; Cynoglossidae
Gene: igfbp1a
Product: insulin-like growth factor binding protein 1a
Exons: 4
Coding region: 360-1172 (270 amino acids)
Biological process (GO): regulation of insulin-like growth factor receptor signaling pathway
Cellular component (GO): extracellular region
Molecular function (GO): insulin-like growth factor I binding; insulin-like growth factor II binding
Source: RefSeq, a predicted model, not a curated record
UCUUGAGUUGCAACAUCAAACACCGGUGUCGUCAUUCACCGGCGACGUACGUGCACCGCAGGCUCUGUUCCAAAAUAAAUAUUGACGUGAUUGUUGUAUUCAAAUGAAGCGGCUCUGACCGGACAAGGACGGACCAAUCAGAGCUCACGGUGUCAUUACACCUUCUUUUCAGAAAUCAUUCAUAACGCGCCGUUGCGUCAAAUGCGCACGGAGGAGCCGGCUAUAAAUACGGCUGCGCGCAAGGCACAGUUAGACAUUUUCCCAAAAUCAAAGGAAAGACAAGAACUGGGAACCCGACGACUCCAGCUUUUUUCUCACUCUCUUCUGCCUUCCUGACUCUAUUUACAUCCAUCUCUACCAUGGUGUCCGCCGCUGGAUUGUAUGUGAAACACGGCGUGGUGGUGCUCGCGGCUUCGGUACUGCUGUGCUGUGCCCUGCUGCCCACGGGGACGCAAGGGUCCCCGGUGUUAGGGCAUCCGGAGCCGAUCCGAUGUGCGCCGUGCACUCCGGAGAGGAUGAGCCAGUGUCCGGCUGUGGCGCCCGGAUGUGCCGAGCUGCUGCGGGAGUCCGGCUGUGGAUGCUGCCUCGUCUGCGCGCUGAAAGCCGGGGAUCUCUGCGGGAUCUACACGGCGCCCUGCGGCUCCGGACUGAAGUGCACCCCAAGACCCGGCGAACUGCGGCCGCUGCACGCCCUCACCCGUGGACAAGCCGUGUGCACGGAGAGCGCGGAGCCGGAGCCGACCCCCGAACCCCAGAUUCAAGAUCAGGGAGAGCCAGAACCAGAGAUGGACAACACUGCCAUCAUCUCGGACCCCGGCUCCAACCACUACCCCCCCGGUCACAGUAAACCCUACGACCCGAGGCAGGCAGCUGACGCUCAGGAGAGCAUGAAAGCCAAACUCAACGCCAUCCGCAAGAAGCUGGUGGAGCAGGGUCCCUGUCACGUGGAACUGCAAAGAGCCUUGGAAAAAAUCGCCAAAUCCCAGCAGAAGUUGGGAGACAAGUUAACCAGAUUCUACCUCCCCAACUGUGACAAACACGGCUUCUACAAACCCAAACAGUGUGAGUCUUCCCUGGACGGACAGAGGGGGCGAUGUUGGUGUGUGAACUCCUGGAACGGCAAGAAGCUUUUAGGUUCGACUGACCUUCCUGCAGACGCCGAGUGUCCUUGAAGCCACUGAUGCAGAGAAAUCACAAAGAAAAGAAAAAGAAGAAAAAAAGCCACUGAUUUGUUUUUAUUUUUAUUAUUAUUUUCCUUUUUGACAGCUGUUUAUUUAUUGAUCUUGUCCAUGGUGUUUAAUUCAGGUACACUGUCAUCACCCUCUGCUUCCAACAAACACCCGUCCCAAAGAGAAUGAAAAAAAAAUCUUUAAUUGUUUUUUUUUUUCAGAAAAGGAGAUUUUAUUAUUGUAUUUCUUAUACUCCUCAGCCUUAUUUAUUUCAUUGUUACUACAUUUUU